Anopheles nili is the source of this 3492-nucleotide messenger RNA. RefSeq names its product collagen alpha-1(XVIII) chain (gene Mp). The record is from RefSeq and is a predicted model, not a curated record. Gene Ontology annotation, cellular component: basement membrane. The coding region runs from base 1 to 3492 and encodes 1163 amino acids. Lineage: Eukaryota; Metazoa; Arthropoda; Insecta; Diptera; Culicidae. The transcript has 24 exons.
AUGGCCGGGUGGCUUUACGGAACGGUCGUGACGUUGAUUUGCAUCGCGCACAGGGUGACCUCAUCGGAGCUGAACAUAUUCGGCGGCCAAGGCAUCCGAGAUGCCCUCGCCGAACGCGAUCUGAUGGGUGCGAUCCAGAUACCGCUGCAGAACGGGGUGAAGUUCGUCGAUGGACUGGACGGGUUUCCGGCGUUCGGCGUCACCAGCGAGGCGGACCUGAAGUCACCCUUCAAGCUCAUCCUCUCGGACCAUCUGCAGGAUUUCGCCAUUAUCGCAACCGUCAGACCGCAGUCCAGCUCCGGUGGUUGGGUUUUCUCCGUGGUCAACUCACUCGACACCGUUGUCCAGCUCGGCUUGCUGCUGGAACCGACCGCCGAUGGUGAACAGUGGAACGCCACGCUCUACUACACCGACGCGAAAAAGGACCGCACCAGCCAGCCGCUCGCGUCGUUCCAGGUGCCGUACGGCAAGAGCUGGAUGAAGAUGAUCUUCAAGGUGCUACCGGACCAGGUCGUCUUCUACUACAACUGUCUCGAGUCCGGCAUACUGCCGGUGAAGAAAGAACCACGUAAGUUAGUGUUCGACACCGCCUCAACGGUGUACAUUGGCCAGGCUGGGCCCAUACUGAAGCGGAAAUUUGAGGGAACGUUUCUGUUCCUGAAGAUCUACGGCUACCCGGAAAUCGUGAAAACGCACUGUAACCGAACGUCGCUGCCAGUUGACGAAGAAUUCGAAGCAACUGAUGAGCUCGGAGAUGACUUUAAUUCCGAGAUGGUGUACGAUCAAAGCGGCGACGACGAUGGAUUCAAUGAGCCGCCGAUGAUAUCGCCACCACCGCCUGAUUACGGCUACCGGAUGAAGGGCGACAAGGGCGAACGGGGCGUGAAGGGGGAGAGCAUCCGGGGGCCACCCGGACCACCGGGUCCACAGGGACCGCCGGGUCCACCAGGACCACCGGGGGCGGCCGGACCCAAGGGAGGCGGAUACUUCGACAGCGAUGGAUCCGGCGAUGAGUUGAAACGCCUGUCUCAGCUCUACGACACCCUGCCGAACCGGAAACACGGAGGACAGUGCUAUUGCAAUGCAUCGCUCAUCAUCGAGGAGCUAAAGAUGGACAGCAAACUGCGCGAGUAUCUUCGCGGCCCUCAGGGCAUGCCCGGCAAAGAGGGAAAGACAGGAUCCCCCGGUCUAACGGGCGUCACUGGUGCGCAAGGUGAACGUGGUGCUUCCGGCCCGAAGGGCGAUAAGGGAGACCGCGGCGACCAGGGCGCUGCCGGACCGGAGGGCCUCCAAGGAAGCAAGGGGGAACCGGGGCUGGAUGGGGCACCCGGCGUACCGGGCCCUUCCGGACCACCGGGACCUCCGGGUCUUCCCGAGAACUACGAUACUAAUUGGAAUCCAUCGCGGAUGUUCAAGGAGUCCAUGCUGGGAGCACCGAUCCAGGGAAUGCGCGGUGGAUCACCGGGACUAAAGGGCGAACCGGGCGAGAAAGGCGAGAUUGGAUUCCCCGGCGAGAAGGGCGAACACGGCACCAAAGGUGACCGCGGUGAUCCGGGUCUGACAGGUGCCAAAGGCGAAAGGGGUCAUCAGGGGGCGCACGGACAGAUGGGCCCUAAAGGGCCCUCCGGAACACCGGGCAUCCCCGGUCUUCCCGGCCAAACGGGCGCUUCCGGUCCGAAGGGUGAAAAGGGCAACACCGGAGAAGCCGGCCCACCGGGACCAGCCGGACCGGCGGGCACGGUUAUCCACAUGGACGGAGGUAAGAACGGAACGAAGGACUGCCAGUGCCAGGCGGGUCCUCCCGGUCCACCCGGACUUCGCGGACCAUCCGGAUACGAUGGUGCGCCCGGGCUUCCGGGCGAAACGGGACUUCCGGGACAUCCGGGGCUGCCCGGGGACAAGGGCGAACGUGGGCUUCCGGGUCUAAAGGGCGAGAAAGGACCCGAGUUCAUCAUCAACGAAAAUGCCGCGUUUAACUCCUCGAGGGCAAACAAAGGCGACAAGGGCGAACGGGGACAGCGUGGACGCCGGGGAAAAACGGGCUCACCGGGACCGAUCGGACCGCCGGGAAAAGCUGGCGGCUUGGGCGAAACGUGGCCGGGACGACCCGGACCGAAAGGAGAUCAAGGACUUAAAGGCGAAAAGGGUGACAGCGUUGCACUGCGAGGACCUAAAGGCGACAAAGGUGACCGUGGUGUGGAUGGACGCGAUGGACUGCCAGGUCCACCUGGGUUGCCAGCCGCCUCGGGUGACGGGGGCGUACAGUACAUCCCGAUGCCAGGACCUCCGGGACCUCCCGGGCAACCGGGACCGCCUGGUCCACCCGGGUUGUCCAUCAUUGGCGAGAAAGGCGAACCGGGUAUGGAUUCGCGUAGUCCUUUCUACAGUGAAUCCCAGCACGGAUUCUACGGUCGACAGGGAGGCCGGUCCAGUUUGGACGAGCUGAAGGCCCUGCGAGAGCUGAAGCACCACAAGGACUUCGAAGACAGCACGCUCGGACCUCCCGGCCCCCCAGGACCUCCGGGGCCAGCCGGACGACCGUUGCAUGACAGUGACGAAAUUCCAAACAGCUACGGGGCCAACGUUCGCAUCGUGCCCGGGGCCGUUACCUUCCAAAAUGCAGAAACGAUGUCAAAGAUGUCUUCCACGACUCCCGUCGGAACGCUCGCUUACAUAAUUGACGAGGAAGCACUUCUGGUACGAGUGAACAAGGGCUGGCAGUACAUUGCACUCGGUACGCUGGUGCCCAUAGCAACGGUACCGCCUCCCACCACCACCGUCAUGCCGCCACAGCGCUCCGAUUUGCAGGCAUCGAACCUCAUCCACAAUCUGCCCCAGCCGGGCGAUGGCUCCGUGUUCACCGCCAUGCCGGAGUAUGAGUCGUUGCGGAUGGCGGCGCUCAACGAACCGUACUCGGGCGAUAUGCAGGGCAUCCGAGGCGCCGAUUUCGCGUGCUACCGCCAGGCCCGGCGUGCCGGUCUCUUGGGAACGUUUAGGGCUUUCCUUUCAUCGAGAAUACAAAACCUCGACUCGAUCGUGCGGAUAGCGGACCGUGAGCUACCGGUCGUGAACACGCGCGGUGACGUCCUGUUCAACUCCUGGAACGGCAUCUUCAACGGGCAGGGUGGGUUCUUCUCGCAAGCCCCACGGAUAUACAGCUUCAGCGGGAAGAACGUGCUCACCGACAUGGCGUGGCCCCAAAAGCUGGUGUGGCACGGUUCCAGCGCACACGGUGAGCGCGCGAUAGACACGUACUGUGACGCGUGGCACUCGCAACUACCGGACAAGGUCGGCUUGGCGAGCAGUUUGCUCGGCAACAAGCUGCUGGACCAGGAACGGUACUCCUGUGAUAAUCGGUUCGUGGUACUCUGCGUCGAGGCGGUCCCCCAGGACCGGAGGCGAAAGCGAAGGGACACCAGCAGCAGCAGCCUACACGAGUUUGCCAACGAGAGAGAGUACGACCGAUAUUUGCACAGUAUCAGCGCACUGUAA